AAACACCCUUACUCUAUGACUGACAAAUGUAUAUUCAAAAAUGCAUUUGAAUGUAGAUUUCACACAUUACAUCAUUUAUUAAUAGAAAGUAAAACUCCAGGUUAUGUUCUCUUUAAGGCUAACCAUCAACUUCCAGAAAGUACUUUCGUCAUACAUGAGCUUUCUCACAUGUUAAACCCUGAUGCAGAGAUAUGCAAACUGUUACUUCGGCAUAACAGUUUCGUGCCAGAAUUGCCCAAUCUUGUUGUUUUCAGUGAUUUUCUAUUUAGCUUUGAUUUGCCAUUCAAAAUUAAAUUAAUGAAAUGUGACUCAUCUGCAAAACUGAAGUUUGAAGCUAUGGCAUCUCAAGGAAGGAUGAGAACAUUUUUAACACUGGAAGUCAGACGAAGUCACCUGGUUGAAGACACCAUGCGUCAAUUAAGACAAGCUGAAUUCUCUGACCUUAAGAAACCACUAGUG
Molecule: messenger RNA, 459 nt
Organism: Cricetulus griseus (Chinese hamster)
Lineage: Eukaryota; Metazoa; Chordata; Mammalia; Rodentia; Cricetidae
Source: RefSeq, a predicted model, not a curated record